Molecule: messenger RNA, 449 nt
Organism: Lycium barbarum (goji berry)
Lineage: Eukaryota; Viridiplantae; Streptophyta; Magnoliopsida; Solanales; Solanaceae
Product: ATP synthase subunit 9, mitochondrial
Exons: 1
Coding region: 28-261 (77 amino acids)
Biological process (GO): proton transmembrane transport; proton motive force-driven ATP synthesis
Molecular function (GO): proton transmembrane transporter activity
Source: RefSeq, a predicted model, not a curated record
AAGCGUGAGGAGAAUUCGAAACUCGAAAUGUUAGAAGGUGCAAAAUCAAUAGGUGCAGGAGCUGCUACAAUUGCUUUAACGGGAGCUGCUAUCAGUAUUGGAAACGUCCUUAGUUCCUCGAUUCAUUCCGUGGCGCGAAAUCCAUCAUUGGCAAAACAAUUAUUUGGUUAUGCCAUUUUGGGCUUUGCUCUAACUGAAGCUAUUGCAUCGUUUUCCCCAAUGAUGGCCUUUUUUAUCUCAUUCGUAUUCCAAGUCCGUUAGUAAUCGUUUACGGUGGGUGGAUAAGCAGGAGGGGAUCCCUGUGGUUAGACUAACUGGCCGAGAAGGUUAGCGAGGUGCCUGCUAUGGUGAAUUGAAAGAUCUUUCACUAUAGUGGGAAGAAGACAGGUGGGAGCGAGCGGAGCGAGAGCAAAGCAAGCUCCAGUGGUGGGUUGUCUUCGCGGUCCCAU